AUGACGCCAAGUACCAUUGCUUCUUCGAACAUUGUGCAGAUCCUGGAGGGGCUUCCGAGGAUGUCGAGCGAGACUCCUGGCUUGGAAGCCCUGGGUCCUCCCAAGCCCGGCACUCGUGCUCCGCCAAGCUCCCCUGUGCUGCGGUACACUGCAGGUGCAAAGCCUGUGGCCAGGUUGGCGCAGAUGGUGGAGGAACUCGAGAUGCUCAUCGCCAAUGACGAGCAGAUGCGACUUGACAAAGACCGACUUCAAGCAGAACUAGAGGUUCUCGGUGACAUGGAAGGCAUUCCGCACGCGGAGCUUCAAGCAGAGAAGUCCAACAGUGAGCGCGAGGAGGGUGCCCGCCAGGGACAGGACAACUGCCCGAAGCUGCACAUCUCAGGCAAGCGCGACGCAACGUGAGUGUCGUACGUGAAAUAAACCCCACCCCAACGAGCCAUGCUGACGGCUCCGGGCAGCUGCGAGCAAGAUGUGCUCGGAGAUGGAGUCAACUCCUCGGAUCCGUCCAUCUUGACUGUCAGACCGCGCUCACAUUUUCCAGC
Molecule: messenger RNA, 542 nt
Organism: Paraphaeosphaeria sporulosa
Lineage: Eukaryota; Fungi; Ascomycota; Dothideomycetes; Pleosporales; Didymosphaeriaceae
Exons: 2
Coding region: 1-402 (133 amino acids)
Source: RefSeq, a predicted model, not a curated record